Messenger RNA from Cyprinus carpio (common carp), 21492 nucleotides. Its product is annotated as nesprin-2-like. NCBI's taxonomy places the organism in Eukaryota, Metazoa, Chordata, Actinopteri, Cypriniformes, Cyprinidae. Gene Ontology annotation, molecular function: actin filament binding. Gene Ontology annotation, biological process: nuclear migration. The record is from RefSeq and is a predicted model, not a curated record. Gene Ontology annotation, cellular component: cytoplasm; meiotic nuclear membrane microtubule tethering complex; nuclear outer membrane.
AGGUGUGUUCUACUUCAAAUUAAAGCGGACUGAAGGUGGAGAAAACACUUCAAACAAAUCAUUGCCGCGACGCCGCGUGCAGGUUUUCACUUCCAAUACUUCCAGAGGUGCAGUUCGGGAAAUAAUUGAGAAGAAUUGUCAGCAACCUGAUGGAAAUGAGUGUGUGAGAGUGUCGAAGCAGCAGUAAUGGCAUCAGGGGGAGAAGCCGUUGCUCCUGCGGAGGACAAGGGGGGUGUCCCACUGGACAUUGAUGAUGUACACCUACUCCUGCAAGUGGAACAGGAGCAGAUUCAGAAGAGGACAUUCACAAACUGGAUCAAUGCACAGCUCUCCAAGAGGAACCAUCCAACUGUUGUCCAGGAUCUGUUCUCCGAUCUUGGAGAUGGGACUCGACUGCUUGAUCUACUGGAGGUGAUGAGUGGCCAACGCAUGAAGCGUGAGCGGGGUCAUGGUGUGUUUCAGCAGAGGGCCAACAUCGAAACCGCUUUGAACUUCUUGAAGAAUAAAUCAAUCAAGCUGGUGAACAUAAACAUCCCAGACAUCAUAGAGGGGAAACCUUCCAUCAUUCUGGGCCUGAUAUGGACCAUCAUUCUGCACUGUCACAUAGAGGAGCUAGCCAGCACUCUCUCUUACGGAUCCCGUUCAUCCUCCCUGGACUCUCUGUCCAGUCUAGAUUCUGUCCCUGGAUCUCCACGCAGUAGUCCUGUUCCUCGAGGAGCAUCACCGCUCCGCACCCGCUUCCGUCUGUCUGCUAAGAAGGCUUUGCUCCUGUGGGUUCGGGACCAGUGCCAGAAAGUUGGUUGCUCAGCCAGUGUGAGGGACUUUAAGUCCAGCUGGAGGAGUGGUGAGGUGUUUCUGGCCAUUCUCUGCUCUCUCAGACCUGAUCUGGUGGACCUUUCUCAAGUCCAGACCAGCAGCCACCAGGAAAACUUGGAGAGGGCGUUUCACCUCGCUGAAAAGGAGCUCAGAAUUCCCAGACUGCUCGAGCCAGAAGACAUUGAUGUCAGUAACCCUGAUGAGAAGUCUAUCAUGACAUACAUUGCUCAGUUCCUGCAGUACUCCAACGAUCUGCCCGUAGCUGAUGACGAUUUUGAGGCUUCACCCAGUCAGAAAGCCACAGAGAUGAAAUGCUGGCUAGAACGAGCCUGUCAGGAGUUAUUGGGGGCAUGGAAUUCCACAGAGGGGAAGGGAUAUGCAGAGAAGUAUCAGGCAUUUCAGAACUUUGUGGGGACUUAUUAUGACCAGCGACGUCCAGUUAUUCCAGUUCUCAGUGCAAUGAGACGCUGCGCUAAACCAAGUGAGGAGCAGUUGGCAUUGAGAAAGGCCUGGGACACCAUGGAGGAGAUGUUGCAAGAGUUCAGAACAGAGCUUGAUGUAGGUUUGCCAGCCCCUCUGAACACACUGGGCCGGUGGCUCCAGCAUAUGGAAGCUGUGUUGUCUGAAGACAGUGGGAGCACAGAAGAUCAUGCACUUGCUGCCAGAGAUGCCAGACACAAGCAAGAGCAGCUGAAGGUCUUGGUUGAGGACUUAAGCCAGCACUUGAACACCCUUCAUCACUAUAGUAACACAGAUGAUGAUGGCUGUCUUCAAGUGCCAGUCGAGAAGCUGGAGGAGAUCAAGAGACGUUUCACCAGUGCCAGAGUGACAGCAAAGUACCACGGCAUCAAGCUACAAUACAGAGAGCAGAUGCACCAUGUUUAUGACAUGCUGGGACGUCUGAAGUCUAAGCUGAGCCUGUGGAGAGGACCUUACGGCUCCCAAGAGUCUGUGCACUCUCUGCUACAGGAUUGGCAUGACACUGUUGACAAGCAAGGCCUGGUGUGGAUGUUGAAGGAAGCACUUCAUAAGCUGAAGGACACAGCAGUCAGUUACACCAACAAAGCAGCUCUGGCCAGCGACUCUCCUGUGGUAAACAGGCAGGUAAAGGAGGCCGAUAGUGAGACGGGAGUCGGUACAGAAGCUGCAGAAGCAGUAAGAUCCACCAUGGAGCGUGUGCUGGCUGCAUGGGUGUCCUACAAAGACUGCCUGUAUCUAUUACAGGCCUGCCUGGGGCAGGAGGGGCAAUCAGAGGAACAGGGGCAGGAGCACAAGCAUUUAUCCUCCAGCCUGAAUGAGUGGAGAUCACGUCAAGCCCAGCUAAAUGAGGCGGGAAACUUUCUCAUUGAUAUAAGUGAUGCCUCCACCAGCCACUCUCUGACUGAAGAGCUCCGCAGACUGAACAUACAGUGGGCUGACUUUAUAAAAAGGACCAAGUUUGCAGUGGCCCCUCAGCCCAUCGCUGCGGUCCCAGGGGUCCAAGCUGCUCAGUCCCUGAUGCAGGAAGCCAGCUGGGUGCUUAGAGAGACUGUGGAGGUGUCAUCUGGACCUCUACGUAUUUACAGAAAGAAACUCCAGGGCAUAAUUAAGAAGAUGUCAGCGUUCAAUUUGAACUCUUUGUCUCUGUCUCCAGACUACAAAGAAGAAACUCUCCAGAAACUCAGACAAACUCUUCCAGAGACAUUUGAGACUUUGACCCGGGUGGAUCAGGUGUGUGAGAGACUCCAAAAAGCGACAUCUCUGCUCGAGGACAGGCUGGCUGAGCUUGAAAACUGGAGCACAGAAGCCCAAGAGGUCUGCCACCACCUAAAAGAAAGGCAGCAUAGGGGCCACUGGGGGCCACAUCCCAGGACUAAAGGACUGAUCUCAAGAGGUCUACAUUUGGAAGGACAGGUGGUGACAGAAGGUGAGGACCUGCAGGUGCUUGUGACAUCGGUGCAAAAGAUCUCCUCCCUGCCUUACCUCAGAACAUCAGCAUUACUAGACCGACUGCAACGGAAUGUCUUGCACUCUCAGGAGGUUACCGAGAUGCUCAGUUCUCAUGAAGUGAAGCGUGAAGGACACCCUAAAGGUGCACGGCCCGCUUCCAAGGUUUUCAUACAGGCAUAUUCUCAGCCUGAAUCCCAAAUUGGAACCAUUCAACACCAUCAGAUUGAGACAUUUUCCAAAAGUUCCAUACUUUCUCCAGAGAACCCAGAAGAACCUCAAAGCCAAGAACUCUAUUCUUCCAAGCUGGAGUCUCAUUUGGAAGCCACCAGUGGCGUACAGCCCCAGGUUCUCCCCCAGGAUCAUGAUAAAUCUCCAAAAGACCAAAGAAAAACUAUAUGCCAAGUACAACAUGCAGAGCUCAAACAGCCUUUGCUGUCAUCUGUUGUUGGCAGGAAGGUUCAAAUGAAACCUCAGACCGAAGUUCAACUGAUCUCUGUAGACUCGAGCCUAACCAGUAGCUUUGGACCAUCAGACCUUCAAGCUGCCUUAGUAAACUCAAGCCAGAACAGACCCUUAGACCCUGUACAGGUUAUCUUUAUAGACCCAAUCCAUACCAGUGACUUCAGUCUAUCAGAGCUACAGGUUAUCUCAAGCCAGACCAGUGGAUUUAGACCAUUAGACUCUCUCCAAGUUAUAUCUCUAGAGUCAGGCCAAACCAGUGGCACUGAACAAUCAAACCCUCUGCAGUCUCCAUCUUCAACUAUGUCCAGCCCAAGCACAUCACUUACAUCGGUUACCAUGACUGAACUAAGAAUGCCAGUCGAGCAGCAUCUUGGUUCACCAUCAAAAUGGCAACCUCAAACCUCCUUGGUGACCCCACACCAAAGACAAAGGGUUCUGGUCAAAAGUCACAGUUUUCCUCAGCCCCAUGAGCCAUCACAAACUCUGCCUGUAACCUCUCUUGCAUCCUGCCCAACCACUUUGUAUACACCGGUAACAGUGACUCAACAAACAACACCAAUCAAGCAGCACCUUGGUUCACCACCAAAAUGGCAGCCUCAGACCUCCCUGAUGACCCUACACCAAAGACGAACUGUUCUAUCCAAAAGUCACAGUUUUCCACAGCCAUCAGAGGGACCAGGUGUUCCCCAUGUACCAGGACAGAAUGAGGUGUAUGCUAGAGCUCAGGCUUUGGCCAGGAGCAGACUGGAUAAAGCCAGAAAGCACCUGCAUGAACAUAUACAGGACGUAAUCUCUGUGAUAAGUGCAAGAGACAAAUCUAAAAAACAAGCCAAGAAAAAACAGACAGUGUCACGUCUUCUCAGGCCUGCAGUGUUGGAGAUGUUUCUAGAAGCUGUGAAGGGAAUGGGGGAUUUCUGCUCUGAUGCUCAGCUCAGAGACAUGGACCUCCUCUCUCAAUCAGUCAGGGCCCAGUGGGAGGUAUGUGCCACAGCAGCUGAGCGGUCAGUGCAUCUGGAAGCCUUGAGAAGAAUUACAGAGAGUCUGCACCCUGCAGAGAGUGUUCUUCUCAGCACCACCCAUCGGAGAACAGACACAAAGAAGGUGGAGAAUGUUCAGUGCUGCACAGACUCCAGAAGUGACUUGGCACCAUGCCAGGAUGGCAGGGGGGGAGCAGUCAGGGAUUGUGUCCUGCUGAGGAAGACUGUACAGCUGGAUGACCUAAGCAUCGACCACUCACAGGGUGUUGUCCAGAACAACAUUGUGGUGAUAAAACAGAUACCAGAGAGGAUCGUCAUUCAUCCCUGUUCAGCACAGGAAGAGAAGGUUACCACAGAGGAAACUCAGAGCAGCUACAGUGCUGUUCAGUCAGUCUUCCAGUUGCAGCUGCUUAACAACAGUCAGCAGCUGGGAUCAGAGUUUCCCAUCAGCCCCAGCAGCAAUGCCAGUAUCUCUGCUGACUCACUGAGAACUCAACUCCAGCACCUACUGGCUCUUAAGAACCGGACAGAGGAUCUGUGGCGUGAGUUUGAGCUUCAGUAUUCCCAGAACUCUCAGCACAUGGAAGAUGGCUGUAAUAUGGAGCAGGAGAGAACUCAGCUUAUUCAACAGUGGAAGGAACAACAGAUGUGCUUUCAGGCCAGGGUGAAGUCCCUUGAAACUGCGGUAGAGCUGCUGGAAUCUGCAGACAUUCAGAUGAGACUAAUUUCUGAUCAGAUCAAACAGAUUAUUCAGAAACCUCUGAAUAUUAGAAACUUUGCCAUUGCUGAUCCCACAAAUCUACAUGAAUUUUUCUGUUGUCUAGAUGACAGUAUCGAGAAGGAGCUGUUUCUGCUUAAGAGUGACGGUUCAGUUAGUGAUGCUGCUCAUCUGAGUCGCAUUGAGCUCCAAGCUUUUCUUCCUCUGGAGCAAACGCUCCACAACCACACAAAAUGCUUGGACCAGCAAAGACAGUGUCUGAGAAAGAGUGAAUCAGCCCUGGUGGGCCUCGUGAACCUCCUGUCCCAUCUCCAGCAGGUGAAUGCCAAACUCAGUGCAGCUCACAAUGCAUCAGAUCACAGUUUAGUCUUCCGGCAAAGUCUUCAGCAGGCCAGGGAUGAAUCGGUUCAGCUAGACCAAUUGCUGGAUGAUGCUGGUAUGAGAAUAACUCUGGAUGAUAAACCGGGCAGUUGUCAUGAGAUGGUUUCAGCUCUGGCUCUGCGUGUCGAAGAGGUCGAGGCCAGACUGGCUUUAAGGCUGAAGCAGUCUGACAGAGGAGGGAAAGGAAGAGUGGAGGGAGAACAGAGGGACAGAGCGUUCAGUAGGAAGAGGAUGGGCCUGCAGGUCACCCUGAGGGAGGUGCUGACAGCACUCGAAAAAAAUGGGCUGAAGGAGCCCACACUUCCUGCACUACAGCACAGGUUACGCUUCUUGACAGAAAUGGAGAGUAAACUGGUUGCACUACACUCAGAGAUUCAGGAUCUGAGAAAUACUUGUGCACAGACAAGCACCUUAGACAGAGGCAUCAGCGAGCUGCAGGCGCAAUGGGAAAAUGCACACAGAGCAGUCACAGAGAGUCGUGAACAGUGUGUCUCUCUGACUGAACCACUGAAGAAGUUUCAGAGCUGCCGAAAUCACUUAGGCAGCACUUUGCAGAAAGCAGAGCAGACUAUUGGUGAUCAGGCCUCCUAUAUGGGCAAAGACAACCUGCAGCUCUUGAUCAGUAAGGUGAGCUGUUUAAAGUCAGAUCUUAGUGGUCUUGUGGACGGGGUGGAGGAGUUAAGAUCUGUGUGUCGACAGCUGCAGUCUCUGAUGAGAAGGAUCCCAGACUGUGCUGACACUCCAUUUGAGAGUGAGGCUGAUUCCCUCAUGGACCGCUGGCUUGAUGUGACUGAGAAGACAGACUGUCAUCUGGACAACCUUCAAGCUGGCUUUUCUCUUUGGGAAAAACUCCUACUGUUGGCUGGAGAGGUGGAGGGCUGGAGCACCCAAAAGCUGAUGACACUUGCUCAGUCAAACCCCUUUCAGACAGAGCAGGACGUGUCUGUCAUGGAGGAUGAGCUCAGGACUCAAGAGGAGAACAUUGAACAUUUCCAUCGCAGAUCAUCAGAGAUCCAGGAGCUUCUGCAGAGUCGCGAGUUCCCACUGGAGCUGCAGGUGAUUGAGAGCCAGCUGAGAAAGAAGAUGGCAGAGGUGAAGGAGCUCUUUUCUGAGGCCAGUGAUGUUUUCAGACAGCUGGAAGCUGCCAAAGGGAAGGUGGCGUCUAAUAUUGCAGAUCACCUGUCCUCCAUUCAAACCAUCACAAAUGCACUGACCUCACUGACCACAUCUGAAAGCCCACAUGUCCUCAACACAAUCCAGGGGUUAUCGGAGAAGCUGCAAGCAGAGGCAGAGCAGGCUGAUGCAUUAUUUCAGCAGAUAAAUCUUCUGGCCAGCAUUGCAGGUCUAGAAAACCUGCAGGUGCUGGCUGAAGAUGGAGCUCAACUUCAAGAAAGCAUCUGCACUCAUAGAGAACAGAUAACAAACAAUAAACACCAAUCGACCAACACCAAAAUCACACAAAACCCUAAGCACAACAAAAAGUCCAUCAAAACAGAAGAUACUGCGCCUGAGAUACAGUGUGAAUCUAAUGGUAAAACAGAGGAACAGUCACACAGAGGCCACACACAAGAUCCUCUUCUUGAGUUGAAACACUUCAAAGAGCAGGCCUGCAGCUGGGCCACUGAACGGCAUCUGAAGGUUUCUGAGGAUGAGAACGGACAGAUCACACUUGAAGAGAAACUCACAGCAGUGCAGGUUGCUGCUGACAGUGAAGUGGACAUAGAGCAUAUGGAUGUAAAAUUCUUGCCAACAAAGGAAGUAAGUAAAACGGAAGAUAUAUCACUUUGUUUAGAACAACAAGCAACCAAAGAUGUUGAGAACCUUCCAUCGGGCCAUGACACAAAUAAGCAGCAGUUCAUGUCUGGAUCUAAAGAGAGGAAUGAAACUGGAUCUGUACUACGAGAAGAUGACAGCAGAUUUACUCUUAGCUCAUCCUGUGAAUCACUAAAGCCUGUCUUUACCAUAGUGCUUGACUCUGAUCUUACCAAACCCAACCAGAUCCCACUGACACAACCUGUCCCAGCUUCUUCAACUAAAUGGGAUACUGUUUCAGUUGUUCAUGAUGGGACUGCAGAGACAUCAGAGGAUGGCUUGAAACUCUUGGAAGUCAGACCAAAUGUUGAUGUAGCCGUACAUGAAGAACAUGCUGUAAUAAGCUCUUCUGAUGAACCUGUACAUUUAUGUGCUGAUCUUUCAUCAUCAGAAGAGCAGUUUAAAGAAAACAGCCACACUGUUAAUAUUGAACCCACUUAUUCUGCUCUAGACCUUGAUUUCAGGCCUAAACCAGAGAAGGACUCAUCUGCUCAAGCAUUUGACCCAAUGCUUUUAUACCCAGAAAAGCAUCAAGCAAGCUCUGGAACUGCUAAGAAAGUAUUUACCAUCAUCCUGGAUGUUGAAACUGCUACAUUAUCAUCAGACAGGUAUCAGUCACUGCAAGACACACAAUGUACAGGUCCUGACGACUCAACCACAGAUGAAUUCUCCCAUUCAGAUGUAAAAAGUCAACAGAAGAACCCAUUUGGUACUGAGAAACAUGAAGGCCGAAUGGCUGAACUAGGUCUUUCAGAAAAGUCCAAUGUGAAAUCAAGUAGCUCUGAAAUGCAGCCAGGACAGAAGGAAGCUCCACUUAUCCAUCCCCAAACCCCUGAGAUCAUGGAGAAUGACAUUCAAAAAGAUGAAAAAGAGAAGCAACAUGAAGUCACUCAAGGCAGUGAGUCAGGGUCUGUUGUUCACCCAAUGUUGGAGAGUCAUGACAACAACACCUUUGAAGAGCCUUCAAAUGAAGCAAACGCACUUCAGAGGCCUCCAAAAGUUGCUAAAGGUAGGAAGAAAAACCGAAAACCAGUUAGUGUAGAAAAAGCAAUCAAUAUCAGUAAUAAAAAGCUGAGCACCUGUAAAUCUGAACAAAAGAACACAGCUCACUCAGAAAGCCUUCAAACUUCUGAGGUCAGGCUGCCGGACGCCACAGAUAUGGCCUGUGUCAGCACAAUGACUGUGUCUUCAGACUUCAGUCAACCAAACACUGCAGAGCCAUUGAGUACAGAAGACAAACUAACAGUGGACACUGUGCAGAAAGAGACCUUGAAUCAAACUGAAACAGAGGAUCGACAUUUUGAAAACAUUAGCAUCUCACUUGCCAGAGACGCCCAUAUUAGUACCACAGAUACGGUUUUAGCAGCAGUAGAGACUGUACAGUCAACACAUACAGAGUACUCAGAACUAACGCCAGAAGAUUCUUCAUCUGUUGUGACAGCUGACUGUAUAACACAGUUUUCUACCACAGUCCCAUCAGAGUUACAACUCAGCCAUGCUGAAGCUCAGAGGACUGAGGAUUCAGAUGACAGUUUCCCUUUGCAGUAUGAAAAAAUGCACAGAGCCAAUUCAGAUUCAUCUGCCGGGAGCAAAACGUCCCAAAACAGAGGAUCAGGAGCAGAUGGUGAGGAUCAAACGAGGCAUGCGGAGCAGCCUACUGGGACACGUGUGUGGGCCACUUUACUGAACACCAUCUCUAAUGCUCAGCCACUUCUGAUCACCAAUCACGGUACUGAGGAAUCUAGACAAAGGAAAGAUUCCUUGCUUCAGAAGAGAUCACUUUUAGAGUCUGAUAGCGGUCUGGCAUGGACUGUCCUGUGGGUUUUCAGAUGUCGGUACAGACCGGCCCAACUUAACAUUGUACAUAUGGCUCAUCAGCUGGAAGAAGUUGAGAUCUGCCGGAAGUAUGUCCUGGAGCAGGUGUCUAGAUUGCCUCAACGUGAAUCUAGUGCAGGACGCUCUACAGAGCUUGAGCUGAGCAUAGAGGGCAGAUGGAACAGAGUCUGCUGGAUACCUCAACCAUGGUGGAGUUCAAAAAGGCACAGCUCCAGCUGGUCACACAGUACCACCUGCAAAAACAGGUUCUCACGGAUACUCUACACAACCUGGAGGCUGAGCUCAACACAAUGCACCUUACAAGUAGAGAAGCUGAAUGUAUUCCUGAAGAACAUGCAGAAGAAGAAAGGCACACUAGAGGAGCUCCUACAGACAUGCUCUCAGAUUUCAGCCCAUCUGGGUGAGGCAGAGGGACCUGUGGCCUUCAUUGAACCUUUUAGGACUUUACAGGAGAGAUGGCAAACUAUAGAGCGGGUUGCCUCCAGCAGUCUGUGGUGUGCUAACAUCUGCACAGCAGAAGUAUCUGCACUCCUGCAAGAAGCCAGAGAUCUGCACCAUGAACUGGAGCUUCUGGAGAAGUCAGUUUCUCUUCCACAUCCCUCUCAAGGACAGAUGGACUGCCGAAGUGAGCUACAAGAAACUGUCAGAACUGCAGACCUGGCAGCAUUAACAGAGCUCUACUUAUACCUUCUUGAGGUCUCUCAGGCUCUUUCCUCAAGUCCGCUGGGAAAAAAAGAGCUCAGAGAUAUGGAGGACGCAAUGCAGGGCUUGAAUUCUCAGCUUGCGUUGACUCAGGAGAAGCUCAGCUCCCAGACUUCGAAUGGCAAUGGCUGUUCACCGAUCACAAGGAUUAUCAGGGACUACAUUACAUGGGCUAAACAAACAGAAAGCAAAGUCAGCAGGAGUAGGAGGUUGGCUCUGUUUCCUGAAGAGGCAAGUCACCAGGUCAACCACAUGAAGAAACUGCAGUCUGAAACAUCUCUUAAGAAGAUUCAGUUGGCCUCUGUAUUGAAAGAGCUAAGAGAGGAAGUUACAGGACUCGGCAAGGAGGAUUCGAUGUCUCCCAUCCUUGCUUCCCUAGAGGAUUUGUACGUUAAGAUUACAGAGAAGACCGAAUGUGCUGUUGCAGAAAUGAACAGAAUGUUUCAUAUAAGAGAGAGACUGUGGAAACAGAUCACUGACAGCAGCUCUUGGUUAACCUCAGUAUUAGAAAAAGAGUCUGGUAAAACAGUGGCUUCUAAACCUAAAACUACAAUCCCAGAAUUGAGGGUUCAGCUUCAGGUAUGCACAGAGGCUUUGAAGGAAGCCGAGAGACAAGCAAAUAACUUGGAGACUCUGUUAGAUGAAAUAAAAAAUGUGAAUCACAGUCUGAGUGUACCCGAAAGCUUUCAGCUUAUCAAUAGGCUAACAGCCUUACAAGAAGAGGUCUCUAGGGUUGUGAACCGUAAGUGGGCCUUGCACUGGGUGCUUGAAGAACUCCUUCAUGCUCAGGAAUCUUCUGCUGAGGAGCAAAACGUCAUUCUGAAGAGCCUGAGACAGAUGAGUGCUGAUGUCAUGAGGCAGAAGUAUCCCGUAACAAGGGACUCACUCUUGGCUCUUGAACCUGUUCAGCACAUCCUGAUGGAGCUCCUGUGCAAGGUGCCAGAAAUUCCACACUGCCCGGAUUCUCGGAGGAAAGAGAUGCUCAACGCUGUACUAGACCUACAGAGGAGAAUGGAUCUGCUGGAGUUGCAAGCGAAAGAUCAUGAGGAGUACCUCAUUUUAAGGCAGCACAUGGAGAACUCCAGAGAGGUGGUGAAGAAGAGCUGGUCGCAGAUUGUAGACUCAAGUGUAGGAGCUAACAUAAGGCUCGGCUAUUGUCAGGCUGUCUUGGUGGAGCUAGCUCUGGUGAGAAUGACAUGUCAAGAGGCCGCUGACCACCUUGAGGCUAUUUCGAAAGAUCUCUAUCCAUCUCAGCUGACAGCAGAAAGGCAAAAAAUCCAUUUGGUCAUUGAGCAGCUCUCCUCUUGGGAGCUCACAGUAAAAAAUGAGGCUAAAACCCUUGAGUGCUCUCUGGCGGAGCGACUCGGCAGUCCUGCAGACCUCAGUCCAUUCACUGAGCUCUUCAUCAGUGUCAGGCAGCAGCUGAAGCAGAGCAUCUCCUUGGAGCCAGAUAAUGAGACCAUUGAUGCAGAGCUACGUAAGCACUGGAUGCGAAUCCAGACCACUGAGUCUGUUCUACGAAUCCUGGAGCACUGCAGGAAAGCGGUAGAUGCUGACAGCUACCAGAUGACCAUUGGUCUUGGCCAGAAAACUCUUAAUGAUUACGGUAUGCAUAUGGACAAGCUGCUCCAAGCUCGGGAGGCACUGAAGCGUUACCACUGGGCUGUUCAGGGUGCAGACAGCUUCUUUCAGCAGAUAAGAUCCAAUCUCAUGAUCCCCUCUGAUGGCUUCAAAGGCUACAAAGAGGAGCAUCGCUAUAUUCAACAGAUUUUCAGCACUCUGGUUGAGGGUUUCCAGAUCCGCUUGUCUGAAGUUGGUGCUUCUGUUCCCCAGCAGACAUGCCUCUCCAUCCCUUUAACCGAGCAGCUUCAUAUCGAGGUUUUGAGUCACCUUCUAGUACAAGAUUCCAAAUUAGAAGCUCAGGCUCAGCUCAGACUUGAGGCCUUACAGAGGUCCAUGAAAGACCAAAUUGUUCACAUGAGUCACCAUGAAGAAAUGACCCAACUUCUCAAAAAUGUUGAUUCUCAAAUCUCUAGUCAAUGCUUAAGUCAAAAACUGGCUGAUUCCGAAGCCUGCCAAGAUCAACAGCUGAAAGUACAGUUGCUCCAGACAGAGCUAAAGAACCUCGCUAAAAGGCUUGAGGAAUUGAGGGAAAGUUGCCCAGGUCUACGCUGCAAAGCACCUGUGGAUCUGAUGCUGGGACAGCUGUGGAGGUCUUGGGCAGUGCUGCAGUGGAGAGUAGAAUCACUCAAAGCCAGCACGUCUCAUAAAGAAGCAGAGUGGAGAGACUUUGUGAUGCGUCUGAAUAAAUCAAAGAAAGGUCUUGACAGACUGCAGAAUGAUCUUCCAGACUCCUCUAUGGUGGCAGGAUCCCUGGUGGAUCUUCAGGUUGUUCUGAGCCUCACUGAGCGCCUUCAAGAUGGGAUUGAGCAGGAGCAUCACACUUUGGUAUCUCUACAACACCAUGUGGCACGAUUGCUUGGGGUCUCAAAUUUGGAGCAGUUGAAAGUGUGCCCUCAAAUCUGCCAGGACUUGCAGUCUUUACAGGGUCACUGCAGAAGCCUCAGAGAUCAGAGCAAUAACAUCCGUCGGGAGGUGCUUUUUGAGAUCCAGGAGUUGGGUCAUGUGCAGGAGGAGUUGAGUGCCAUUCAGCAGAAUGUUCUCUCUCUUUUGAUGGUUUUACAGUCAGAGUCAGCUGCUCAACACUUGCAGGAAGUCAAAAUGGAAUUGGUUUCACAGAAAGCUCGACUGCAGGAUGUCAUGGACAGAGUGCAGAAGAAAUGGAGCUGUGUACCCUCAGAGAUUCAAAUCUUACAGAAUGAGCUCGACGUCUCCAUGCAGGAGGCUAAGGACAAAUUGGUCAUGGUCAUGGAGAGAAGUGGUCCUCUCUGUAAAAUGGGUGAGCUGAUUGGAGAUGUGACUGUAGGCUUGAAUGGUGUUCAGGCCCUUCUGAAGCAAACGAGUCCUAAUUUUUCUGAGGCCAAACGUGCACAAAAGCGUAUAUGGGAUGAGCUGGACCAGUGGCACACGCGGAUAGCUAAGCUGGAGGCUGAGGUGCAGGAUCUGGCUGAGCAGAAGCCUGAGAGAGAGCACGUCCUCAUGGACCAGCUCACGGAGCCUCUGCAGCUCUACCAGACCACAGCCAAACAGGCCGAGCAAAGGACCGCCCUCAUCAGCAAAAUCCCUGCCUGUCUGCAGGACUAUGAGGGCUUACUCAAUAGCUCCAACUGCUGGUUAAGAGAGGCUCAGUCCUGGCUAGUCGCUCCCAGAACCUACACCACUGCGAAAUGCAUCCACUGUCAUGCCAACUCCCUCAAGAUGAUGCUGGAUGAAUCAGAGGGAUACAGGGCAGCUCUAGAGGGCUUCCUGCCUGCCCUGCAGGAGAUCGCUCUGGUGUGUGACACCAGCCCUCAACAACAACAACUCCAACUGUGUAUACAAAACAUCACACUCGUACAGCAAAGUGUUCUGGAGCCUCUCUCCCACCUUCAGCACCUGGCAGCUGAGAUGGACGCCAUUGAAGCAGAGGUAAAGACAAUGGAGAAAAAUAUAACUAAGAUCAGAACAAUCCUUUCGACCACUGACACAGAGAACAUUUCUCCUGAGGAACAUCUCGAGAACAUACAGGUCAUUCUGGAUAAUGUCCAGUCAAUGAAGAGGACCAUUGAUGAGAUUGAGAGCUGCAGGCCAGGCCUGGGGCUUCCUGCUGGGGCAGAGCAAACCCUCACAGCCUUCCAUCGGGCCCGAGAGCUCCUGCAGCCAAUCCAGGAGCUACAGCAGCUCAGCGUGGAGCAGAACUCCACUUUAAUGGCCUCUAUUGGGCAACCAGCUGAAAUGAUUCUCCCUUCAAACCAAAGCACAGAAUUCACGAUGUCUCAUCCUUACACUGGAAAUGUGAGGCAGGUGUCCAUGGAAGCCCCUUACACUGAGAAGGAAGAUGAAGACAAUCAGUCUUCAUCCUCAGGAACUCUCACAAGCAGUAUUCCAGAGGACCCAGAUGAGACAAUAGAGGAGGAACUUAUUAAGACAGGCACUGCCUCUGCUGUAACAGAGUGUGUCAUUAAGGAAUCAUCUCUUGAAGAAGUAAUUGAUUUUCCUGCAGCUAAGCAUGUAGUACAGGACACUGACACAGGAAGUUGUUUACUGGAGCCUUCUGGCUUUCCUGAAAUGCCUGGCAUGGACAGCAGACCAGUUAUUGAAGAGACAAGUUCUCUACCUGCACUAACAUCCCAACACUUGAAAGAAUUUACAAAUGAUAGAUGUCUGAAGCAUGACGGUGCAAAUAUAGCUAAGGAAAAGCAAAACGAGUGCACGGAAACCAAGCUGACUGAAGCAGUACCAGCAAAGCCAGGAAUAUGCUCAGAAAUCAUCAUAUUAAAAUCAAGAGAUACAAGUGAAUUAAUUGAAGAGUAUGAAUCUGUACAUCAGAAUGAAGUAACUGUAAACACAGAAACAGGUACAAGUGAUCAAGUGAAAACAACAGCUGCAAAGCAACCUGUAAAUGUUACUGAUGGUGACCAGACCCAGACAGAUACUAAACCCAUAGACGCCGCAGCUCCUCUUUUGCUCUCCUCCCAGCUUAUAGAAUGUGUGCCAGAGGAAGAUACAACACUGGAAAUACAGCGAGAUCUGAUUGAGGCCAUCAUUCACGAGAGCAGCAGCCAGUCUCAAGAACACACAUUUCAGCACACAGCAGCUGUCAGUGAUGGAGGAGGUGAAGAUCAAGAGAGUUCAGUCAACAUCCUAAACCCAUUGAACAAAACAAUAAAACACCCCUUCAUAAUUCAAAUAAAUCACAUCAUCAAACCCCAGAUUUACCAAAUCAAAAAUACGAGACAGCAUCUGUUAGACAUUCCGGUGUUUGCAUUUAAUUCCAGUGAAUCACAGAUGGGAGACUCAAACAAACUCCUCAAGGACCUUUCAAGCAUCAAGUGUCUGCAAAGCCACACCUGGACUUUGGCACUUGAGCGGCGGAGAUCAGUGGGACAGAAUAAUGUUGACCUCCAGAGAUGUUCUGAAGCUCUUCUGAACGGUCUGCAGGGUCUCCUGGAGUUGGGCUCUGAGCGGCUGCUACGCAGUCAGGAUGCACAACCACAAAACUGCAGUCAGCUGCACUGUCUGCUCACAGAACACAAGAAAUACUUCCAAGAUUUGGGGCAGAACCUUGUAAUGGUGAAGCUGCUAUACCAGAAGCUGCCAGAGGGGGCACUGCAGGCCCAAGCAGAGGUGGAGCAUUUAAUAUCAGCUCUACAGGAGCAGGCACAAGCUCAUGGUGUCCGAAUGCAGCACAGCUUAGAGGAGUGGUUUCGGUACGAAGAGGUCACUGACAGACUGUGUAAGCAGUUGGAUGAGAUGGAGGCAAACAUGUCCAGUCUGGAUUCAGAAACAGAGGGAGACCUGCAGGGUCAGCUGCAGUCCUGUGAGAGAUUGCAGAAGGUCCUGGAAGACACAAGGCCUCAGGUGUGGGAGAUCCAAGACCGACUCAGGAUCCUACAGCAAAAGGGGUGUUGCCGUGAACGGCCAGGCCAGCCUGUACCAAAAUCACAGCUGUUCAUACGCUGGAUGGAGCUUCAUAAUCGACUACAGAAGAAGAUACAAUCCACACAGAAGAUCAGAAAGAAUUAUGAGAGGUUCCAGUGUAACUCAACAGAACUAGAAGUGUGGAUUUGUCGUGCUCAAGAACAGGUUCAGAAGUGGAACACUUUGUCUGAUUCUGAUCCACUGAAUUCCAGAACAAUCUUGACCCAGCUCACGGAGUUCUUCAAGGAGCUGGAGCUUCGUUCGGCACAGAAAGCUUCUGCAGAAUGUGCAGUCACACAGAUACUGAAGCUGACUGGAAAUGAAGCUCCAGGUCUGUGCAGACGACUGGCUCAACUUGAGCAGGAAUGGAUGAACUUGACUAGUGAGCUGCCCACCCUCAGCCAGACACAGCAACAACUGUUGACAAACCAGUCUCACAGUCAUAUCUUGGCCAACUUGACCUCCUGGCUCGAACAUGUAGAGAGACGACUGGAGGAUGAAAGCUCGGGGGUCCAUUGUGCCCUCGGUUCCUCUCAUCUGUCUAGACAUCUAAAGGCUUUGAAUGAUCUUAAGGCUGAAAUAACCAGUCAUCAGCCGUAUGUUGACAUUCUGAACCAUCAGUCUGUGGAGGGGACGGGAUCAGUGAAUGAACGCACCAAUCGCAAUGAGCAUAUCCUGUUUGCUGAGCAGCUGGGAGCUCUCAAUCUGAGUUGGCUUAUUCUACAGGUCAAAAUUGACAGCAAGAUUCAUGAUGUUGAGGACCAGUGGCAGACCUGCACAGACAGAGAAAAGCGUUUGCACUGUAUGCACAGCUGGAUCUCUCAGUGUAUGGAAUGGGUGAAAAACAGCUGGCGACCAGAGAGCUGCUCACAGAUUGAGCAAACGUUACAGGAGUGUGAGGAGACAGAGGAAAGGCUGCAGGUGAAGUCCUCUGAGCUGAAGGCUUUGGGAGCUCUUCACCUGUUCAGGCAGCAGGACGGUGAACAUCCUGGAGAUCAAGCAUUCUCCGAACAGGUGAAUUCAGCCAUCCAGGACUGCCAAGCUUUGAGUCAACAGGUAAAUAAUGCUCUCAAGUCAGGUUUACAGCCGAUCAAAGAUGAAUGGACUCACUUUGAAUCUAAAAUGAGUGCAGCAGAACUGCAAACAACCGGGGGGCUCUACAAGCUGGAGCUCUGCAGAGUUCCUGUGUUCUCAUCUGAGCAGGGCCGAACUCAUGUGGAACAUCUGCAAGAGCUUGAAGGGAAACUGAACCGAUCAGAGACCUGGACCCUGUUAACUGAGAUGUUUUCUGACUUGAAAGACAAACUCAACCCUUAUGCGUCUGAACUUUUGUCUGAUCAUCUAGAGAAAGAGAGAACUCGACAUCAAGCAGUGACUGAAGAUGUGCGUGCAGAUUUACUAAAGGCCCAGAAUGCAUUGCGCCUUUGGCUGGAGUAUGAGCGUCUCACAAGAGAGUGCUGUGUUCACCUAAAUCAGCACUGGGAGAGGCUUAGAGAGCUUAUGAGUUCUUCAGACAGAGAAGAAAACACUGUAGAGCUGCUCAACACCAGGAUGCAGGGCUCUGGAGAAAGACAUGUUAGCCUUGCAAAACAGUGUGGGAAAGUCCUGGAGGCCUCGAAGCUUCUCGUUGGGCAGAUGAAACCCCAGUCAGCUCCUCUGAUCAAAUCAGAAACCAGGUUGCUCUCAUGUGACCAUGCGCAUCUUGGCAAGGCACUUUCUGAAAUUGGGGCACAAGUUCAGGAGGAGCUGGAGGAGCACCGCCGUUUCAGCACUGAGUUGAAAUCAAUGGAGAAACAACUUAAAAACUUUGAGAGCAUUAUGGCCUCCUCUGCUACAAGCAUGGAUAGACUAAAGGUGGUUCUAUUAGAUCUGAGUGGGCUGAACCCUAACCUUGCUGCUCUGAAUCAAACGAGUCUCAGACUCUCCUUAAGCUCUGCAGAGGAAGAGAGGUUACAGUCCCUCAAUGCACAGUGGGUUCAUGUCUUCUCUCAGACUACAGACCGACACAGGAAGAUGUACGGAGAGCUGCUGUGUGCUCAGAACUUCCAACAGAAGUGCCAGUGCUGGAUGGAGCUCCAGGACAAAAUCAAGGCUGGGUUAUCCAAUCAGACGUCUGGAAACUGUGCUGCUGUAAAAGAGCAGCUAGCUGCACAUCAGAAGCUGAAAGUGGAGGUCCUCAUCAGCCAGCAGCUGGAUGCCAUAAUCAGUGAGGAUUUGCGCUUCCUGGAGAGCAGUCAGAAUGAGGACAGGAGUCAUCUGAUGCUCAGACUCACCCAGCUAAAGGAACAAUGGCAGGGGACGCAGCAGAGGGUCCAGCAGCAUGGCAAAUGUUUGGAACGGCUGAUGGGACAGUGGCAACUCUAUGAGGCCGGCUCAGGGAAACUUUCAAAGUUACUCAGACACAUCGAAGAACUUCGGCCCCUAGCAGGACUUGCGCCGUGCAGCUUACAGCAAGUCCAAUGCUCUAUAAAAGACUUUGAGUGGACAGAGGAGCAACUACAGCUUCAUGAAGAACUCUACAGGCAGACUGUGGAGGCAGGGGGACACAUCCUUCUUCUAACAGACGCGCAGACACAGACACGCCUGCAGACUGAACUGGAUGCUCUCAAAGAGAUGUGGGAGAGAAGCUGUGGCCUUGUGAGGAAAAGAAAGGCUCUUGCAGACACCAUAACUCAUAACUGGAAGCUCUGUGAAACUGGCCUGGCUGAUAGUGCUCUCAAACUGAAAGAGAUAAAAGCAAGACUGAAGAGUCCGCUGCCAGAGAAGCUAGAAGAUCUAAAGUCACACAUGCAGCUCAUCAAGGAGGACGAGGACUCGCUGCAGAUUUGGGCUGGAGGACUGAAAGAGCUGACCACCAUGAAAGCAGACGUGUCCCAGUACGUGCUGCCCACAGACACCGCGCUGCUCCAGGGACAGGUGGAAGAACUUUACAGCCAAUGGGAAGAACUGUGCUUGAAGGUGUCCCUUCGCAAACAGGAAAUAGCUGAUCGCCUGAACGCCUGGAUCAUCUUCAAUGAUAAAAACAAGGAGUUCUGUGACUGGCUGAUGCAGAUGGAGAAAAAAGUGGCACAUAGGGGCGAAAACCUUAGUAUUGAGGAAAUGGUGGAGAAACUUAAAAAGGACUGUAUGGAGGAGAUUAAUCUCUUCAGCAAGAACAAGAGCCACCUCAAGCAGCUGGGAGAGCAGCUCCUAUUGGCCAGCGACAAGGCUAAGGAGGCAGAGAUUGACGGGGCCUUGCACGAUGUCAACGACCGCUGGCAAAACCUGUUCGACCACAUUGAGGCCAGGGUGAAAAAGCUGACAGAAACCCUGGUGACAGUGCAGCAGUUGGAUAAGAACAUGAAUAACCUUCACUCUUGGCUCACUCGCAUUGAAGCUGAGCUGGCCAAACCCAUUCACUACAGUAUCUGCCAUAGAGAUGAGAUCCAAAAGAGACUGGCCGAGCAACAGGACCUGCAGCGUGACAUCGAGCAGCACACUGAAAGGGUGGCGUCUAUGCUCACCCUGUGUGAUGUGCUUCUGCACGAUGAGGAUGCCUGCAACAGCGAUGGAGAGAAUGACUCCAUCCAGCAGACCACGCAACGCUUGGACCAGCGCUGGAGAAAUAUCUGCUCCACGUCUCUGGAGAGGAGGCUGAGGAUUGAGGAGACGUGGCGACUGUGGUGUAAAUUUCAGGAGGAUUACUCUUCCUUCGAGGACUGGCUGAACAUAGCUGAGCGCUCUGCUGCUGAACCCAAUUCAUCAGACAUCAUGUACACUGACGCCAAAGAGGAACUUCAGAAAUAUGAGGUUUUCCAAAGUCAAGUGCAUGCGAGUCUGACCCAGCUGGAAAUGAUUAAUAACCAGUACAGAAGACUAGCGCGGGAGAACCGAGCCGAUGCAGCCAGCAGACUCAGAGCCAUGGUGCAUCAGGGGAACCAGCGCUGGGACGCGCUCCAGAGGAGAGUGGCUGCAAUACUGCGCAGACUCAGACAUUUCACAAGUCAGAGAGAAGAGUUUGAGGGAACCCGCGAGAGCCUCCUCGUCUGGCUGACUGAGAUAGACCUCCAGCUGACCAAUGUGGAGAACUUCUCAGAGAGCCAUCUCCAAGACAAGAUGAAACAGCUGAAGAGUUUUAAGAAAGAGAUCACUCUGAACACCAAUAAGAUUGAUGCUCUGAUCGUUUUUGGCGAGGGGCUGAUUCAGAGGAGCUGUCCUCAAGAUGCUGUUGUGAUAGAAGAUGAGUUAGAGGAACUGCACACGUACUGUCAAGAGGUGUUCGGCAGGGUGGCGCGAUUCCACCAGCGCCUCACCAGUCUCCGCCCGCUGGACGUCUUUGAUGGUGAACAGUCCAGAGGGACACUGGCCAGCCCCUCCUCCAGCCAGCCCUCCAUGUGUCUGCUCUCACCACCUCAGGAGCACUCGGGCCGUGAAACCCCCGUCAGUGUGGAUUCCAUCCCUCUGGAGUGGGACCACACUGGGGACGUUGGCGGCUCUUCUUCACAUGAUGAGGAAGAGGAUGCUGCAUCCUUCUCUGCUCUGUCAGGACAGAAUUGGCACGCUCAAAACACACCUGAAGGGAAAUCCUUCCAGCUGGACUCCUCCUCACCUACACACACCAGCACUCCUUUUAAACAAGGCUACGUCCAGCUGAUGUCUGAGUGCAGCGGCAGCAUUAAGAGUGUGAAGAGGGUUUCUAUGAUCCUGGAUGAUGAGGAACAGCGGGAGGAACAAGGCCUCACUGGCCUCAACACUGCAGACAAACAGUCAGGAGUGAUUGAGCGCUGGGAGCUGAUUCAGGCUCAAGCAGUGAGUAAAGAGCAGUGCAGCACCAGAGACCCCCAGCAGCUGACCUCUGACCUGCAUGACAUCACUUCCUGGCUGGAUCGUGUCACCCCUGAGCUGGACAGACUGCAGAAGCCUGAGACAUCCGUCAGUGUCGAGAUCUUAGAAGAGAGGGUCAAACAACUUAAAGAAAUGCAGAAGACAUUUGCUCGCUAUAAGACCAUGAUGCUGUCUCUGAACCUGGGUGGGCGAGAGCUGCAGCAGGGGGCUACAGGAGGAGCACCUGAGCUUCAGGAGGGUCUGCGCAGCAUGAAUCGCCGCUGGACAGAGGCUUGUGCGGGACUAGAGGGAUGGGAGGACAGUCUGCGCACCACCCUCGGACGCUGUCAGGAGUUCCACCAGAUGGUUCACUCUCAACUGCUAUGGCUGGCCCAUGCAGAGAGCAGACGCUACACAGUGAACCUCAGCGACCCUUCUGUGCAGCCCUCCAUGCUUCAGGAACACAGGAACACGCUGAAGGAUCUGGCAGAGGAGCUGCAGGGCAGGCAGAAGCAAGUGAGCUCCCUGCAGACGAUCGUCUCCGAGCUGCUUCCUGAGGCUGGUGGGGAGGACAGUGCUGAAGCCAGGGAAAAACUCCAUGUCAUUGGAAGCAAACUACGACUCCUGUCAUGUCAAGUCAACCAGGAUCACCAGACAGUUCAGGAGAGAUUAGAGUCCACGACUGAUGCUUCGGGAGACAGGAAAUCCACACAAUGCUCUCGGCCAAAGCGUGACCUGUCACCUCAGCGUUCGUUCUUCUAUCGGGUCCUGCGAGCAGCUUUCCCUCUUCAUCUCCUGUUCCUCCUGCUCUUGGUUCUGGCCUGCAUGGUCCCUCUUUCCGAAGACGAUUACAGCUGCACCUUUUCCAACAAUUUUGCCCGCUCUUUCCACCCCAUGUUACACUACACCAACGGUCCUCCCCCCACAUGAGUCUCUCAUCAAACGUGCGGCGAAGCACCUCACUUUUGUCCAACCAAUAUUUUAAUGGUUGUAUUUAUAUAAAUAGAUGUUUUACUAUUUAUUCCCCUUUGCGAGCCAUACUACUGAGAAUUUUUGUUGUUAAUGUUACAGUUGGAUGUGAUCAAAAAAUGUCUUCUUUUUUUUGUCACAAUGCUGAAAAAGAAAAGUCAAUCAUUGUAUGAGCUUGAAUGUAAACCACUGAUCAUUUUUGGAAAUAUUUCUAGAUUUAAGCACAUCACACUGAUUAAGAGUUAAGAGUUUGCAACUUGAAAAGAUUGAUUCUUUAGCCACAGUUUGUGGUGACAUGAUGAAUGGCUGCUAUUUAGGGAUUAUGUGGUCUCAUUUUUAAAUUUUAUAUGGUCUGAAUGAACUGUUCAUAUUUGCAAAGCCCAAAACAUAAAUAUAUUUAAAAACAUCAAAUGCACAUGAACACAGUUUAAUACAUCCCUGUGUAAAUAGCACAUUGUUACAUAUGCACUGCAAGAUAGAACACAAAGACGUGUACAGAAAGUACAUUUUGAAAACAUUUUACAAACAUUUGUUCUGUGUGAAAAAAUAAACAUGGUCUACAACAAA